UUUUUGUUUAUAAAGAAAAAGAACAAGUGAAAUAACAUAUAUGAUAUAGUCGUACGGGAGUUGACCCCCAAACUAACGGACCAUCCUGAAGAAGAGAGAGCGACGGACUCGGGGCUCUCUCUCAGUCUCAGCCCAGCCGCCGCAACAAUCAACACCAAUCUCUCAAACACACAGAGAAAUGAGGUGCCCGUACUGCCUGGCCGGGCAAGGCCGGUGCGCGACGACAACAAACUCCCGUCGUUCGAUAACGGAGUGCACGUCGUGUGGUCGUGUGGUGGAAGAGCGCCAAUCCCAAUUCCACCACCUCUUCCACCUUCGCGCCCAAGACAACCCUCUCUGCCUCGUCACCUCCGACCUCCCCACACUCCACCAGGCCCAACCCAACAACGCAGCCGCCGACGACGACGACCCGUUCGAGCCCACCGGAUUCAUCACCGCCUUCUCGACCUGGUCCCUGGAGCCCAACCCGCUCUUCCUCCGCUCCUCUCUCUCCUUCUCCGGCCACCUCGCCGAGCUCGAGCGCACCCUCGAAUCCACCUCCUCUUCUUCUUCAUCAUCCCCGUCGUCUUCCACCGUUGUGGUCGAUAAUCUCAGGGCCUACAUGCAAAUCAUCGAUGUCGCUUCGAUCCUGGGCUUGGAAUACGACAUCUCAGACCACGCGUUUCAGCUCUUCAGGGACUGUUGCUCCACUACUUGCUUGAGGAAUCGCAGCGUUGAAGCUCUCGCUACGGCUGCUCUUGUGCAGGCCAUCAGAGAAGCCCAAGAGCCCAGAACCCUCCAGGAAAUCUCAAUUGCAGCCAAUGUGCCCCAGAAGGAAAUUGGUAAGUACAUCAAGAUACUUGGAGAAGCACUGCAACUUAGUCAGCCCAUCAACAGCAACUCCAUAUCCGUCCAUAUGCCGCGGUUUUGCACUCUCCUCCAGCUCAAUAAAUCUGCUCAGAAACUGGCAACUCACAUUGGAGAGGUUGUCAUAAACAAAUGCUUCUGCACUCGUAGGAACCCCAUUAGCAUCUCUGCAGCUGCAAUAUAUUUAGCCUGCCAGCUUGAAGACAAGCGAAAAACCCAAGCAGAGAUUUGUAAGGUGACUGGUCUUACUGAAGUCACUCUCCGGAAAGUUUACAAGGAGCUGUUGGAGAAUUGGGAUGACUUGCUCCCAUCUAAUUAUACUCCAGCCGUUCCUCCGGAAAGAGCAUUCCCUACCACUGUAAUCGCUUCAGGCCGUUCUUCAACAUCUAAAGUUGAUUUAGUCGAAAUACCAGUUUAUUUGGAGAGAGAGAAGCUGCCUGAAAUAAAACCUAACAAACCAAAUGAGGGAUUAGACAUGAAUGUUCCGGCCAUAGGUAAAGAGGAGUUUGAGCUUAAAGGUAAUUCUCGAGGUGCGCAAACCACUGUUUUGAAUCAAUCAACAACUUUCUGGCAACACCAGGUUCCAUAUGGCACUUCUGGUUUAAGGACAGCAGGAAAGAACUCUCAUAAUGGCACCGAAGGAAUGGACAUCGAUGAGCCGCAACGUAACCAGCAGCCUAACCAACAGUUUGAGCAGAAGAUGGGUAUGGACUCAAACGGUCUUACUAGUACACGAAAGCCAACUCAAAUUUUGAGCCCCCCAGCUUCAGGUGCAUGCUCAGUUACCAGGCAGUUUCGGUGCCCUCCACCUUCAUCAGGUUCUUCUCCAAAUGUUUGUUAUGUGCUGCCACCAAAGCUGGCACCAGGUUAUACUGAGCUUAGAGGUAGCGGGAGUCAAAAUGGAAGUGAAAAUGCCAAACAGAGUGGAGAUUCUUAGUGGUAUGACUUUUGUAUAUAGAGAGCUUACAAAAUGCAUCUUCCUUGUCACGAUCGAUGUAUUUCUUCUGUAUUUUGGUGACAAAUGCGUAGCCUAGUUACUUGUUUAAGGUUUGAACACAGUUUGAUUAUUUUUUGGGUUAUAGGAGUUGUAGAAUUACAGAAUUCAUUGGGGGGAGAGAAUCGAACCUAAAAAGUUUAGAACUUUUAAGUGCAUAGGUAAAUACUAUUCACACUGAGCUACAAAUUGCAUUUUAAUUUUUCUCUUUGUGUGUGUUUAGUUUCAGUCCGAACAACAAAUCCACAGUUUUAUAUUUUUAUUUUCAUCCCUCCCUUUCAAUGUAAAAAAGAAAGAAGAAAAAAAGAGAUAUUUAUGUAUAGAAGGGAAAAAGUGUUGUUCAUAGUAUACCACGGGACAAACCAGCUAAACGAGCAAAGAAAGCAUGUCGUAAAUAAAAUAGACGGUAAAACAAAAAGCAGCGUAGCAGUUACGACAUGCAACGUAAGUCGUCCAUCCGGAACAAUCGUGGCAAUCACGUAAUUUAGUCAAAUCGUAUAGGCAUAUCUAUAACCGCCCCGAUAUUUCCACAACAGUGACGUGUCUUUCAUGCGAAGCCGAAAUCUUCUCUCUCUCUUUCUCUCUCUAUCUUCCCAUACAAACAAACACAACAAACCAUAAUCUUAACCUUCCAUUCGUCCAUGUCACCGAUCCGCGCCUUGUAUAUCCAACGGUCUAAAAUCCUUCAAUAAUUCACACAGCCUAAACCAUACGGAUAGGUUCAGCCCCCCGAACCCUAGCCACGGAACCCGAAGACUUACGAGCCCCCUCUAGAGGUUUAUCCCGAUUCACACACUCGCCCAAUACCAAUAGGAGAGAGAGAGAGGGAAGAGAGAGAAAGAGAGAGAGGAAUUCCAAUUUCAUUUUAGGUCCUUUUCUUGUUUGUGCUCCUCAAGCAUUUCCUACUUGCAGAAGAGCGUCCGUACAUCUGAACAUUUUAGGGUUUUAAAGCGGUUCAGAGAAAAACGAUUUGAAUUCGUGUCGUUUUGAUCUUGAAUUGGGGAUACGGCUAAGGUUAGAGUUUCUAUGUCAUUUAUGUUCUCCCCUCUCUGGGAUUGAAAUAUUGAAGCUCCGUUGCUUGUUUACAAAAUACCAAAAAAA
Messenger RNA from Prunus persica (peach), 2941 nucleotides. Its product is annotated as plant-specific TFIIB-related protein 1. Gene Ontology annotation, molecular function: TBP-class protein binding. NCBI's taxonomy places the organism in Eukaryota, Viridiplantae, Streptophyta, Magnoliopsida, Rosales, Rosaceae. Gene Ontology annotation, biological process: transcription preinitiation complex assembly; DNA-templated transcription initiation. Bases 179 to 1783 code for a protein of 534 amino acids. The transcript is spliced from 3 exons. Gene Ontology annotation, cellular component: transcription preinitiation complex; nucleus. The record is from RefSeq and is a predicted model, not a curated record.